Messenger RNA from Punctularia strigosozonata HHB-11173 SS5, 1062 nucleotides. RefSeq lists its product as uncharacterized. The transcript is spliced from 6 exons. Bases 1 to 1062 code for a protein of 353 amino acids. NCBI's taxonomy places the organism in Eukaryota, Fungi, Basidiomycota, Agaricomycetes, Corticiales, Punctulariaceae. The record is from RefSeq and is a predicted model, not a curated record.
AUGCUUACCCAUCAUCAGUACAACCUACUGAAUAAUUCUGGCAAGGUUUGGGCAAAUCUGGAGGUCUUCAGUAGGGCCCGAGACCCCAGAUAUCUGCCCGACUUCCUCAGUGGGGAUCCGAUCACAGGUUCAGUCCACCUUAAACUAGACAGACCUGAUUCCGUACGCUCCGUAAAAAUCUCGGUUAUUGGCCAAAUCGGAUCAUUCACAGUAGACAACGCCACAGCCUUCGAAUUCUUAAACGUCUCUCAGACUAUAUGGACGGCCAGCGCUGAUCCGCCAAUUGGCAAGGGGAACAAUACCGGCAAAGUGCAAGAUCUCGUCGGCGAACAUACCUGGCCAUUCUGUAUCAGUCUUCCGAAAGACAUCAAUCUCCAGGUCGAUGCCGUGUCUCACACCUUCACACUUCCACCAAGCUUCUUUGAGACGGGGGCAAAAAUAAGCAUCCAAUAUGAGCUCGUGUGUACAAUCGCGCGUGGACGUUUACGCAUCGACAGUAGGCGAGUCCGAUAUUCGCUCGGGACUCUCAUCGGCUAUACACCCAUCAUAAGGCCUCCACCGCCAUCAGCAUUGAGACAAAAAUCAUACAGAGAUAACAAGCCUCUGGUAGGUCUACGCGAUUGCCUUGGAUGGCUAUCCUUGGCUCCGCUCUUUAUUACACAUGGAGGCGGAAUAGGGCACGCAAAUUGCACGUUAUCGAUCGCCAAACCACUAUUAUAUACGCGCGGAACCGUCAUCCCUCUAUUGCUGAAUAUCGAAUCAUCCGCAGACGAACUAGUAGAGCUUCUGGCAUCACCGAAGGAGAUAGUCGCCAAUCUUGUGAGGUACAUACGGCAUCACCCGGAUACGCAGACGACGGAUGUCAAUCGAGUUGGCACUACCAAAGUUUUCCAAGAAAUAAUCGGAACUGCAGUAUGGUGGCUACAACAGGAUGAGAUGCAGUGCCGGCGGACAUUGCAGGGAGAGAUCCGCUUAUCUCGGGACCUGAAACCCAGUUUCUCGUUUGCUCACCUGAACCUUCGUGUAUGUCACCAUCGAUGUACUUCUACUGGAGUGCGCUGA